Scatophagus argus is the source of this 3905-nucleotide messenger RNA. It is a transcript of the gene themis2, whose product is annotated as thymocyte selection associated family member 2. Gene Ontology annotation, biological process: T cell receptor signaling pathway. The coding region runs from base 248 to 2251 and encodes 667 amino acids. The record is from RefSeq and is a predicted model, not a curated record. NCBI's taxonomy places the organism in Eukaryota, Metazoa, Chordata, Actinopteri, Scatophagidae. The transcript has 6 exons.
CUUUAAUCAUUUUAUCCAUCAUGAGCCAAACGUGUGAGAAGAUUAGAGAUUAUCUGAAGAGAUGAGAUCGCUACAUAUUGUAAUGGGUCUAGAUUUCUGUGUUGUGUCUGUAUCUCCUGAAUACUUUUAUUCUCCAUAGCAUACGUGUUUCCCUCUUUUCUUAACCCAGAUGUUACUGAAGCCGGAUAACACAAUGAGCAUUUGUUUUAGUUGAAAAGUUAGUACCGAUCAUGAUUGGUAACUGGAAAUGACUGUUAUAUGGUCUAUAUAUGAAAUUUCUGGGAGCGAAGUGUGCUUUUCUACUGGGGAUCUCAUCAAGGUCAUUGGCUUUGAGCUCCAAUCAGUUUGCUGUGAGGACAUCAGCAACAAUGAGAAGUUUGAGCUGCCUAUCAACCACACAGGCUUGUUCAAGGUUAUUCCUGAGGAGAUGCCGUACAGUACAGUUGAGGAGAUGGUGAGCCUGAGGCCAGUGGACCUGGAAUCCUGCCUUCCCUUCACUUUCACCUGCCGCUCCAAGUUGACAUUUGACAAUUUCACAGUGGGGCCUGGGAAAAUUUUGACAGUACUCUCCAUUGUACGGCAUGAGGGUGAGGAGGCUAAACUGCGUUGCCAUGUUCAAGGGCAACAGGAAGCCUCUGCAGAAGUGUGUAUCCCACUUUCUUCUCAAGGGGAGUUCAGGGAGUGCGAGAGCGAGGAAUGCUUCACUCUGAGGGAGAUCAUGUCUUCGCUUUGCCUACGUAGUCGAAGAUUUCACUUCAUGAACACCGCUAAGAGUGACUGUCCACUUGUCCUCACGCCAAUAUACCAGGUCCACGCCAUAAUGAACAUGAGGAAGAAUGUAUUGCAGUUUCCUUCCAGCUUAGAGGUGGAUGUGGUUGAUGUUACCGACGGGUGUCAGGAUGUGCAUUUUGUGACGCCGCUCAGUCUGACAGAGGUCAUUUCCCAGCCAGAUGAAUCCUUCCCUUCUGUCAUGGAGAUACUGGAAGGCCCAGAGGCUUGCUCUCUGUUCAAGUCCAGCUGGCUGACAGAACUUAAAUGCAAGAACCAACUGAUUUUCCACAAGAAAGGAACCUCAGCCAUGAUUUUAUUGUCCAGCUUGAAAAGCCGAAAGGUACAGCAGUACUUCCUCGUUUCUCAGCAAUACGGUGGACGAUUUCGGAGGCGGCCAAGAGAGUUUAAUUCGGUGUACGAGCUGUAUGUUGCUUCAACCCAAGCAAAAGUUCUGAGGGUCAGUGUGACAAAAAACUGUGAGGAAGUGGAAGAGGAGGGUCUGCCUGCCCUCAGCGUGGGAGAGCAGCUGGAGGUUGUGCGCUGUGAAAGGAUGGAGUUGCCUUGUGAAGGUAACACGGGACAGAAGCAGUCUGUUGAGGCUCUUUUGUGUCAACGUCUCCAAGAUCCGGAUGACGGGGAAGAUGACGAUGAAGAAGAUGUCCAACAGGACGAUGAGAGGGAGGAGAUUUUUCUGCCUCUGUACAUGCAGGGACACUUUGUAGAGGUGCUCACUGAUAACAAGAAGUACAAGCUCAGGGACUUGGGUAAGGAGUUCAGUUUGCCCCUGGAUGUUAAAGUGGUGAGCCGUGACACUGGACUUGAGACUGAUCCACUUGUUGGGUUUGCAUGUCUCAGAAUAGAGGGGGCUAUGUUAGAGCCGACCAUCCAGGCAAGCUUUACACACAGACCAGCCCACUGUUUCGAGAUCCCAGCCCGGUGGAUUUCUAUGUCUGUCUCUUUUACCAAGGACCCCCUGCCAUGGCCCAGCGAUCAACCACCUGAGUGCCGUACGGAGAGGGUCACUGAGGUGACAGACACGUUCCUUUAUGAAUUUCACAAACAAGAGAACUCAGAUGCAGCUCCUCCGCCUCGACCACCAAAGCGAAAUCUGUCAUCUUCCAAGUCUUGCAAAAAAACGUCAAAAAAAUCAUCCAAGUCCAAACAUCGACAAGACAAAAGUGUCCCGACCAAAGAAUUAGCCGACUUGACUUUAAAUAGCAAAAGAAGGCCUCCUGCUCCCCCUCCUCCAGCUUUCUUAGAUGAAGAGCCUCCACCAGUCGUACCCCGAAAGCACUCGGACCAUGAGAGGCCAACAGCCAUGGCUUUGCCAAACACUUAUGUGAAAAUGCAGAAGCCUAAGACAGAUGAGUCAGAGACUGACGUUGCAGCAGAUGUGGAUAGCGACCAUGACUAUGAAACCGUGGACGAUGCGUUGGUGACAAUGAUGAAGGCAGCGCAAGAGAAUGUCAUGUUCUACUAAAAAUUAUGCUGGAAUUACAAAAGAUCACGUAUGGGUGGCGGGAACUUAAAGAGUGACUGAAGAAGAGGUCGUAUUGCAGUUUUUAAGUUUUCCUACUGAAUGUUAAAUUAAUGUUACUUUAUUAUUAAGGUACACAUACUCAUCAUUAACCAGCUGCUUACUGGCAUGCAUAUACACUGUAUAGACAAAAGUAUUGGGACACCUGAUCAAUACACCACCAUUUUAUUGCCCAUUCAUGCAGUAGAGCAUUUGUGAGGUCAAGCACUGAUGUUGGACGAAAAGGCCUGGCUCACAAUCUACGCUCCUGUUCAUUGCAAAGGUGUGGGUGGGCCAGUCAAGUUCUUCCACACCAAACUCAUCCAACCGUGUCUUCAUGGAGCUUUGCUUUGUGCACUGGGGCAAAGUCAUGGUAAAAUAAAAAGGGCCUUCCCCAAACUGCUGCCACAAAGUUGGAAGCAUAGCAUUGUACAAAAUGUCCAAAAAGAUUUCCCUUCGCUGGACGUAAGGGGCCGAACCCAGCCACUGAAAAACAGUACCAAUACUUUUGUCCAUACAAUGUUAGUGGCAUAGUUGCUCUUUAUUAGUCACUAUAUAAAGCACAAAGAAUAUUACGAUUGUUAUCCACGUACAAAUAAGUCCUUACUAUUGAUAAUUAAUCAGGAAGAUACUGAGGGGAAAACUGGUAGAAUACGGUUGUAGAAUGUGGAUGCGGAAUAAGACAUUAUUAAGUGCUUUAUAAUGACUAAUAAUGCAAUUAAACAAGUACUUAAUUGUGACUACAUAUAUAUUAAUUUGACAUGUUACUCUUUCGUUUCAGUAUUUCCUGAGAUAUGAAACGAUGCUUUUGUGCUUUUUGUUCAAACUUGUAGCAAGUAGUUCAAACCAUAUAUGGUAGUUUUGGGGGUUGCAGAAUGUAGUUGUGUAUACAGUGUCAUUAUAUUGUGCAAUACUAAACAGUUACUGUAUGUCGUCCACCUUGGGACGAAACAACAGCAAUGCUCCACAGUAUACAGCCUAACAUUACACCACAAACAACAGCCUUAAAAAUAACCUGAUAAAGGGACAUUUCUAAGCACUGUAAAGAUAGACAUUUGUGGUAUAGUGACUUUAUGUAUAUGCAAACUCUAAACAGGAAGGAACAUGUGUCCCCACCAAUAAGCAAAUCCCUUAGCCGCAAAGAUGAUAAACAGGCAACUCUUCAGCUUCUCACAUGUAAAUGCAUUCUAAUUUUGGAUUUAGCAUAAUACCUGUCAGCAAUUACAGAAAACUACUGAUCUGAGAACCAAAAGUUUGUAUUACAUGUUAAUGUUAUGUUAUUAAAUGUUGCAUGACAACAAUUUCCAAAGAACUAAUAUUGGUUUUGCACCUUUUCUUUUAUUGCCAUUAAGCCUCACUGCAAAAGUAAGAGUAAGAUGAUAUAGAAGUUCAUUUUGUGUCUCUUGUCCAUUGAAACUAUUAAUUCAAUUCAUUUCAUUAAUUUGUGUUAAUGUAUUUCUAUAUUUAACUCUUAAUAAAACUACAAAAACUGCUUGUUCAUCAUAUGUAUGUGUAAAUUAAGACACAAGAGGUCCUGGCAAACGGCCCGACUGCAUUUUGUACAAUCUUUUAAUUUUGGCAAAAGUUACAGACAAAGAAAUAAAUUGACUUACUUAUG